Anneissia japonica is the source of this 688-nucleotide messenger RNA. RefSeq lists its product as uncharacterized. Lineage: Eukaryota; Metazoa; Echinodermata; Crinoidea; Comatulida; Comatulidae. The annotation marks the transcript as partial. The transcript has 2 exons. The record is from RefSeq and is a predicted model, not a curated record.
CUUCUGGAAAAAGGCACUGCCAUUCCAGUUCCUAAAAUCAAGAGUGUCAAAUCAUAUAAUGACCUUAGACCAAUAUCCCUCACACCUAUACUUGCUAGAGUCUUUGAAUCUUUUUUAGUUAAAUGGAUUGUGGAGGAUAUUAAAGUUAGUUUAGAUUCUAGACAAUUUGGAAGUAGGAAGAAAUCAUUGACAUCCCAUUACCUUAUAAGCCUAAUUGACACAGUCCUUAAAGAUCUUGAGUGUGGUGGAACCUAUAUUUAUCUGUGUGCAAUUGAUUUUACUAAGGCCUUUGACCUUGUAGACCAUUCCAUUCUUAUAAAGAAGUUAAUCGACAUCGGGAAGGUUACUUGUGGCAUCCUGCAAGGGACAAAGCUAGGCCCUGUGUUAUUCUUGCUGCUCAUUAAUGAUGCAUGUGUCGGAAGCUGCAGAAGGUGGAAAUACGUAGACGACCUCACCCUGGGAGAGGUUGUUAAUAAAGGAGCAAGACCUUCAAUGCAGGAGAUGCUUAAUGAUCUUAAUGAUUGGUGCAAUGAGAACAACAUGACUCCGAAGCCUUCUAAGUGUCAUAUAAUGACUGUCAAUUUUUUGAAAGAUGUCAGUGUUAAUGUAGAGUCCCCCAUUUUCAAUUUGAAUAGCACAAACAUUGAUGUAGUAGAGCAUAUGAAAUUGCUUGCUGUCAUAAUCCAAU